Molecule: messenger RNA, 1396 nt
Organism: Colletes gigas
Lineage: Eukaryota; Metazoa; Arthropoda; Insecta; Hymenoptera; Colletidae
Gene: gny
Product: mevalonate kinase
Exons: 3
Coding region: 173-1324 (383 amino acids)
Biological process (GO): isoprenoid biosynthetic process; cholesterol biosynthetic process
Cellular component (GO): cytoplasm
Molecular function (GO): mevalonate kinase activity; ATP binding
Source: RefSeq, a predicted model, not a curated record
GGAAGAAGAACUAAAAACGAUCCAUGCAUUUUCUCAGAAGACAUUAACACCGGAACAGUGGAAAAAGCAAACGAACUGAUCCAUUUUGCUUUAGAUAAGCCAAACAGAAGCAUUAAUGUCAAUCGAUUAAAUUAUAAAAGGUGUUACGAAAAGGAAACUAAUUAAACGUAAAAUGAUUCAAUUCAAAGUUUCUGCGCCAGGAAAAGUUAUUCUUUAUGGAGAACAUGCUGUAGUGUAUGGGAAAACUGCUGUUGCAGCUAGUUUAGGUUUACGUACGAUUAUAGAUUUCAUUGAAUUGCCGGAAAUAGAAGAAAUUAUUAAGAUAUGUUUUCCGAAAGUAAAUUUAUUUGUAAACGUACCUUUACAACAAAUACAGAAUUUUUUCUUUAUCGACAGAAAUUCCGAGUGCAUAGAGAAUCACGAAAUGUUUUAUAAUCGAAUAAAAGAGUUUGUCAGUAAUAUUGGUUAUAGCAAUUUGCAACAAAAGUUUAGUUUAGAAGUGUUCUUUUAUCUUCUUAUUUAUACCAUAAAGAGAGACAAAAUUAACGUAAAACCUUUUCAAAUUCACUUAAAUACUGAAAUGGCAAUUAGCUCUGGGCUUGGUAGUUCUGCUUCGUUUGCAGUUAGCCUUGCUGCGUGUUUCUUACAUUGGUCGCACUUGCAAAAAAAUAUUUGUAAAAUGUUUGAUAUUUCUGAUUUAGAAAUUAUAUCAAAAUAUGCUUUAAAUUGUGAAAGAAUUGUGCAUGGCACUCCAUCGGGAAUAGAUAAUUCUGUCUGCACGUACGGAUCGAUAAUAGAAUUUAAGAAAGGCGAUUACAUAAAACGAAUAACAGACAGUACGCAAACUAUGAAAAUUUUAUUGGUAGAUACAAGAGUUAGUAGAAGUACGAAAGCAUUGAUAGAAAAAUUAGCAGAACUGAAGCACAAGUAUCCUGCUAUUAUCGAUCUGAUUAUGGAUUCAAUUGAUAAUAUAUCAAAAGAAGCAAUUAAAAUUAUUAAAAAAAUUAAUAAUCUUUCAAACUCUGAUAACGAAUCUCUCUUCGAAGGUUACAAAGAACUAAUGACACUUAUUAACAUGAAUCAAGGAUUGUUAGCCACGUGUCAUGUUUCGCAUCCGUCUUUAGACAGGAUUUGCGCGGAAGCACAAAAUUAUGCUUUAGCAGCGAAGCUUACAGGUGCCGGUGGUGGUGGAUAUGCAUAUAUUUUAUUAUUACCAGAUACCCAGCCAGAAACUAUUUCAAGUAUUUCGCGGAAGUUAAUAGCAGAUGGUUUUAAUGUUACAUUAACAACCUUGGGAGGUGCCGGUGUACAAAUUUACAAAUAAUAUAUUAAAAAUUUCUGUACAUGGCAUAAAUGAAUUUAUUUAUUUUUUCAAUGUAUUUCAGUACAAUUAACA